AUGACGAUGAGCACGCUCAGCGAAAAAAUGAAGGCACUAGAAGCCGAGGAGUUUAUUCUGAAUCGCAACCCAAAUAGAACGUGUUUGUUUCCAAUCGUGUACCCAGACUUCUGGGAAUGGUACAAGAAGGCCCAAGCGUCGUUCUGGACUGCAGAGGAAAUCGACUUCUCAAUGGACUACAACCACUGGCAUAAACUAAAUAAAGAUGAACGACACUUCAUCACAAACGUGUUGGCGUUUUUUGCAGCAAGCGACGGGAUUGUUUUGGAGAAUUUGGCACUCAAGUUUUUGAGAGACGUCAAAAUCCCAGAAGCACAGAGCUUCUAUUCAUUUCAAAUAGCAGUGGAAAACAUACACUCAGAGACCUAUAGUUUGUUGAUAGAAAACUAUGUAAAAGAUGAGGCUGAGAAGAGAAGGCUGUUCAUGGCAAUUGAGACGAUUGACGCAGUCAAGGAUAAGGCAAACUGGGCAAAAAAGUGGAUCACAGAUGAAAACUCAUUUGCAGAAAGAAUUGUAAGCAAUUUUAAGAAUAAACUAAUUAAUUACUAUAGAAUAGUGGCAUAUGCAGCAGUGGAGGGGAUAUUGUUCAGUGGAAGUUUUUGUGCUCUGUUCUGGCUUAAGAAAAGAGGUCUGAUGCCAGGAUUGACAUUCAGUAACGAGUUGAUUGCAAGAGAUGAAGGGUUGCACGCAGAUUUCGGAUGCUUUAUAUACCAUAACCUCAAGCAUAAAUUACCAGAAGAAGCAGUACAGCAAAUUAUUAAGGAGGCCGUGGUGGUUGAGAGGAGUUAUAUAUGCGACUCCCUGCCCUGUGACUUGAUAGGAAUGAACUCACAAUUGAUGACGCAAUACAUCGAAUUCGUAGCCGAUAGACUUCUACAGUCCCUAGGAGUCAGACCAGUUUACAAUGUGACAAACCCAUUUGACUGGAUGCAGCUGAUAUCAGUCCAGGUAAAAUUUAUGGUAAACUAA
Theileria annulata is the source of this 969-nucleotide messenger RNA. RefSeq names its product ribonucleotide reductase R2 subunit or ribonucleoside-diphosphate reductase small chain, putative. The coding region runs from base 1 to 969 and encodes 322 amino acids. Gene Ontology annotation, biological process: deoxyribonucleotide biosynthetic process. The record is from RefSeq and is a predicted model, not a curated record. Gene Ontology annotation, molecular function: oxidoreductase activity. The transcript has 5 exons. Lineage: Eukaryota; Apicomplexa; Aconoidasida; Piroplasmida; Theileriidae.